AUGCAACCAUAUCCAUAUGCUGGCUAUUCAAAUGCAAACGGUGCAACAAUACCCGUUGGUUAUAUGGCACCAUAUAAUUAUCAACCAAAUGGUGCACCAUUGGUCAACAAACCUUCUGAUCGUCAUGCUGGAAAAUCAUCAUCCAUUCGUCCUUCUCAAUAUACAUCACAUUAUCCAUCAAACACUGUUCCACCUGGAUAUAGAUCAGGAUAUCCUCCAACAGGUUUUCCACCACAGCCUAUAUCAACUAUGAUGCCUGGUAUGCCUCCCAAUCAACCGUAUUAUUAUCCUUCUAAUGGAUUGAAUCCUACAGUACCACCACCUGGUACAAAAACAAAGACAAAUGGAUAUACAAUGGGAUCAGAUGGUACACAAAAUGAAGCAAUUAAAGGUCUUGUUUCUAAUAGUAAUAUCAAUGAUUUAUUAAAUCAUCAAGGUACAAAAGUUAAAGUAUCAAAAAUUUAUCGAAUAACAAAAACAAAACCUGAUAUUCAUAAAAAUGAUUCAAGUGAUGAUGAUUUAGAAAAAUUACCAUCUGUAUCAGCUCGAACAGGAACAACUAAACCAGCAACACAACCACCAGUAUCAGCUCAACGUAUACCAUCAGUUGCAUCUAGUUGUAGUCAUUGUUCAACAUGUAGUAAUUGUUCAUGUUCGGAAUGUCGUAAUCAAGAACAAGGAAAUUAUCAUGAUGAUUGUUCAGAAUGUCGUGCAGAACGAGCACGUGAACAAGCACAACGACAAAAUCGUAAAUAA
This is a messenger RNA of Rotaria sp. Silwood1, 756 nucleotides long. Lineage: Eukaryota; Metazoa; Rotifera; Eurotatoria; Philodinida; Philodinidae. The record is from the annotation of a GenBank genome assembly.